AUGCGCCAGCAUCCGGCGUUCGUUUGUGCUCAAUGCACCAGGCUGACUCGUUCUAUUCGGUGGAAUGUCUCUCCUUUCUCAUUGCCCUCCACGAAGCGCCUAAACAGCCAUGCCACUCAGACCGGUCGACUGUUUCGCGUCGCGAUCGUGGGCUCUGGGCCAGCAGGGUUCUACGCUGCCUCCCAUCUGUUAGCCAAACAACAGGAUGCAGUGGUGGAUAUGUAUGAGAAGCUCCCCGUCCCGUUUGGCUUGGUCCGAUAUGGCGUUGCCCCGGACCAUCCCGAGGUGAAGAAUUGCGAAGAAAAAUUUACGGAAGUAGCAACAUCUUCUCGCUUCAAUUUUGUCGGCAACAUCGCCCUCGGGCACGAUCUGCCGCUUGCCGCGCUCAAGCCCCACUACGACGCCAUCCUUUUCGCGUACGGGGCUGCCAGGGAUAAAGGCCUUGGGAUUCCUGGUGAGGAACCGCGCCGCAAUGUAUACUCGGCGCGCGCCUUUGUAGGAUGGUACAAUGGCCUUCCCGAUCACCGGGAUCUCGAGCCAGACCUGACGAGCGGGGAAGAUGCGGUGAUCAUCGGGCACGGAAACGUAGCACUAGAUGUCGCUCGCAUUCUUCUGUCGGACGUCGAUGCUCUCCGGAAAACAGAUAUUUCCGAUUAUGCUCUGGCAGCGCUUGCCCAAAGCCGGAUCAAGCGGGUGCGAGUGGUUGGGCGUCGCGGACCGCUACAGGCUUCAUUUACCAUCAAAGAAGUUCGCGAGUUGCUGCAGCUGCCAUCUGUCUCGUUUGAGCCCAUUCCGAAAGAAUUAUUUCCACCAGAAGAGACCAUCUCUGCUCUGCCGAGGGCGCAAAAGCGGUUGAUUCAGCUUUUGGCCAAAGGAUCGACCAACAACCCCGAGACAUCCAGCAAGUCAUGGAGUCUCCAAUUUUGCCUUUCGCCCUCCUCUUUUGAGAUGACCCCUGAUGCUUCUCAAGUCGCUCGUGUCCAAUUUGACCGCAACUACAUUGAACCCGCCAACCCUUACAGCCGUAGCUCCAAAGCUAUCCCCGAAUAUACUGAAAGUGGACAGCCCGCACGGACUAAUCUUCCCGCUAGCAUUGUUUUUCGGAGCGUUGGCUACCGGUCGCUUCCUCUUCCCAAUAUUCAGGAUCUCGGCAUCGAAUUCGAUGAGCUCCGCGGUGUGAUUCCCAAUGAUGGAGUUGGCCGCGUCACAACUCUCUCUGGGUCUGUGAAUCCCCAGAACUUUUCUGCCGGCUCGCCAGCCUCACACCUACCUGGGUUGUACUGUGCCGGCUGGGUCAAAACCGGUCCAACGGGAGUCAUCGCCUCGACCAUGGCUGAUGCCUUUACCACCGCUGAUGCUAUUUACCGGUCUGGGCUGGGAGGGGUGAAGCCCGAGGCCGAGCGCCUCGGCCUCCGUCGCACGUCCUGGCAAGACUGGCAGCGCAUCGACGAGAAGGAACGGGCCUUGGGUAAAGAAACGGGAAGGCCUCGAGCCAAAUUGGGGCGUGUCUCGGCGAUGCUGGAGGCACUUGAUUGA
Penicillium alfredii is the source of this 1536-nucleotide messenger RNA. Its product is annotated as NADPH-adrenodoxin reductase. The transcript has 4 exons. Bases 1 to 1536 code for a protein of 511 amino acids. Lineage: Eukaryota; Fungi; Ascomycota; Eurotiomycetes; Eurotiales; Aspergillaceae. The record is from RefSeq and is a predicted model, not a curated record. Gene Ontology annotation, biological process: ubiquinone biosynthetic process. Gene Ontology annotation, cellular component: mitochondrion.